UGUCGUCGACGACCGCCGCUAAACCUAACCCAGCAGACGACGUGGUGGCACUCGACUUGUCAACGGGCAACAUGGCGUCCGCAACGUCUUAGCGCUUCCCGAUGUAUUCGAUUGUCUUAUAGAGCAAAAUAUCAGAGUUGUUAUCUUGUACGGAAGGGACCGAGAGUAAUAAGUUCUCUAAGUUGACGAUAAUCACGGGGUGGAAGAUCGUACUCUGACAUUUCUCGCUCUUGCGUAUAUUUCCGUGCCGUUACUGAUGGACGACGAUACGAUCGCUUUUGGAGAGGAGGAAGAAGCCGCACAAAAUGCCAAUAAGCUUAAGCACCCGUAUGUUACACUGUUUCACUUGGCCUUUAGGAUAGCGGCUAUAGUAGUUUACAUGCUUUGCGGUUGGUUUUCUAAUAGUUUUAUAGCGAGCUUUGUAACAGUGGUCCUACUUUUAUCAAUGGAUUUUUGGACGGUAAAAAAUGUCACGGGUAGAUUAAUGGUCGGCCUGAGAUGGUGGAAUUAUGUGGAUGACGAUGGCAAAAGUCAUUGGGUUUUUGAAUCUAAAAAGGGUGCACAACAGAAUCGCAUUAAUCCAACAGAGGCGCGCAUUUUUUGGUUGGCUCUGAUCUUGUGCCCACUUUUCUGGUCCGUAUUGUUCACUGUCGCGUUGUUUGGUUUAAAAUUCAAGUGGCUUCUGCUUGUUUGCAUUGCCAUUGUUUUGAACGGUGCGAAUUUAUACGGCUAUGUCAAAUGUAAAAUGGGAAACGAUCAAAAUAUCUCAACGGCCACUAGUGAUUUCAUCAAGAAACAAGUGUUCCAAAAUGUCGCUUCUAUGAUGACGAGGAGCCCGCCAACAACAAGUAAUUCCAAUCAAAUGACUAAUGUAAUAUAGAUCUGUAAAUUUACAGUCAUUCAAAAAUUUCGCAUUUACAAGCUGUAUAAUUUAAUAAAUAUUUGUACAUAAUAAUAA
Messenger RNA from Pseudomyrmex gracilis, 958 nucleotides. RefSeq lists its product as uncharacterized. Gene Ontology annotation, biological process: vesicle-mediated transport; protein secretion. The transcript has 6 exons. Bases 257 to 880 code for a protein of 207 amino acids. Lineage: Eukaryota; Metazoa; Arthropoda; Insecta; Hymenoptera; Formicidae. The record is from RefSeq and is a predicted model, not a curated record. Gene Ontology annotation, cellular component: Golgi membrane.